GCGCUAGGCUGGCACACGAUCCAUCGUCAUUCACCGCACCCCGCCACAAGACCUGUUGUCAUUCUGAUUCGGCGCUGAAGAGGAAGAAAAAGCAUCUCACGCACAAGAAGUACCCAUCGUUGAUCGUUGUUCCACCGCGCCACGAUCGAUCCUGUCAGUCGCUUUAGUACGGCGUACCGGUGCGGACGUCUUCGGUUCCUAUUCGAUUCGGGGUGGGAGUAGCAAACGUGCCGAAACAUGAUCGUGGUGCCAGCGUUACUGCUGAUUGUCCUGCUGGGCGGUAAGGGAGCUCCCCGUACGGAGGCCUAUCAGGUGCGAAAGGAAAUCAGCUUCAACUGGAUACGUGACAGCAAGGACGUGAUCAGAAAUCAAACGGCUGUGCUGCUGCGAAGAGAUGGCUACGAUGCGGACCGUCUACAGGUGCGCACCGACGACGGUUACCUGCUCACGGUGUACCGUAUGCUGCCCAAGAAAUCCCGGCUAGGGGUAGUGCUGAUGCAUCACGGCAUACGCCAGUCGAGCGAUAUGUGGAUGUACCUGGGACCCAAGCGCUCCCUUGCCUACCAGCUGUACGAAGCCGGGUACGAUGUGUGGUUCAGCAACUCGCGUGCCUCACCCGAAUCCGACGGCCACGAACGGCUCGACCGGGACAGUGACCAUUACUGGGACUUUAGCUUCCACGAGAUCGGCACCGAGGAUCUGGCGGCAGUGAUCGAUUACGUACUGGCUGCGACCGGCCGGAAGACGCUACACUUUGUCGGAUAUUCGGAGGCGGGGUCGGCCGUACUUGCCCUGCUCUCCGAGCUGCCGGGGUACAACGAGAAGCUGUCCAGCGUGGAGCUGAUGGCACCGCCCGCCUUCAUGCAGUACGGUCAGUUUGCCUGGAUAGCGCGCAUGGUACAGCCGAUACGGGCGCUGUUCCCGUGGAGCGUUUACUACACCCGAGAUGCGUUACCCACGCAGAUCUGUACCCUGUUCCGCAACGAGUGCUGCCUGCUGUUCGGCCAGAUGAGUGACCGUGGGACGGACAAUGGUACGCGCACGGAACGCUCGCCGGGUUCGUCGUCUCCAGCCGGUCGUGCCGGUUGCUUCGAUCUGGAAGACGUUUCGCUCAAGCAGCUCGAACACUACCGCCAAAUCAUUGCCAGUGCACGGUUCCAGCAGUUCGAUUAUGGGUACGCGGCGAACCUGCAUCGCUACAAGCAAAAGACACCGCCCGACUACUGUCUGUGGGAUGUGACGGCCCGGGUGGCGCUGCAUUACGGCAACAAAGACAAAACAGUGGACUGGAGGGGUGUCGAGCUGCUGGGCCGACGGCUGCCGAAGGUGUCGGAGCUGCAGAAGAUACUGUACAAAGGUUACAACCAUCGCGACUUCUACCGGAACCCGAAAGCGCAGGCAACGGUCUACGCGAACAUCUUGAAGUCGAUCAAACGCCAUGCGUCAGUACAAUAAAUCUAUGCUGCCUUUUAACGAUAA
Anopheles arabiensis is the source of this 1479-nucleotide messenger RNA. RefSeq names its product lipase 3-like. Gene Ontology annotation, molecular function: hydrolase activity, acting on ester bonds. The record is from RefSeq and is a predicted model, not a curated record. Lineage: Eukaryota; Metazoa; Arthropoda; Insecta; Diptera; Culicidae. The transcript is spliced from 2 exons. Bases 238 to 1455 code for a protein of 405 amino acids.